GUGAAGCAAUGAGCUCCGGCUGCAGCUGAAGAGUCACUUUCCGCACCAAGUGGAGGGACAAGAACUUAAGUGCAGACAUGAGUCAAGCCUUGGAUAUUGAGUAUUGUGAUCUCGACAUUAAGAGCAACACCAGUAGCCACCAUACUGACCUGUGUGGACGGGAGCGUUUGAUUGUAAGAAGGGGACAGCCCUUUAAUAUCAUUUUACAUCUGAAACCUGGCAGCAAAGAGUUCAAACCGGGUGACACAAGCUUCACACUCAUCGUUGAAACUGGUCCGUUACCCAGAGCAGAAUCAGACACCAAAGUUUCUUUUGGUCUGCGUGACCCCACAGUGGACAGUGAAUGGAGCGCAUCUGCUUCUCAUGGUCCCUCCGGAAACACGGUUAAUGUUUCUAUUGAUUCCUCACCCAACGCCCCCAUAGGGGUCUAUUAUCUGACUCUGGACCAGGACGGGCAGAAGACCAGUUUAGGACAGUUCACCCUGCUUUUUAAUGCUUGGUGCUCCAGAGAUGCUGUUUACAUGCGCAAUGAGUCGAAGAGGCAGGAGUAUGUUUUGGCACAAUGUGGACAGAUAUACAGAGGAACACAUAAACGGAUCAAAGGGAAACCUUGGAACUUUGGACAGUUUGAACCAGGAAUACUGGAUAUUUGUCUGAAGCUCAUGGAUGAAAAUCCUAAAUUUGUCUCUAACGCCGACGAGGACUGCUCUGCCAGGAGAAAUCCCAUUUAUGUGACCAGGGUGCUGAGUGCUAUGAUCAACAGUAAUGAUGACAGAGGUGUGCUGGUGGGAAAUUGGGGAGAGAUUACUGAUGGGGUUCAUCCAGGAAAGUGGAUCGGCAGCGGUGACAUUCUUCACCAGUGGGCAGAAAGUGGCUCCGUCCGCUACGGCCAAUGUUGGGUCUUUGCUGCUCUCGCAUGCACAGUGUCCCGUGCCCUGGGUAUCCCAUGUCGGGUGGUUACUAACUUUGGAUCCGCUCACGAUACUGACGCCAACCUGAUGAUAGAAAACCUGUAUGAUGAAAACGGUGAACCAAUGUCUCAUGGUGAUUCAAUAUGGAACUUCCACGUUUGGGUGGACAGCUGGAUGAGCCGCCCUGAUUUGGGAUCAGAGUUUGAUGGGUGGCAAACCAGUGACCCAACUCCACAGGAGACAAGUGAAGGUGUUUUCUGUUGUGGACCGUCCUCUCUGAAGGCCAUCAAGGAAGGAGAACUGACCAAGAAGUAUGAUGCUCCCUUUAUUUUUGCUGAGGUUAAUGCAGAUGUUGUGGACUUGGUCCGCCUGUCAAAUGGAGAGUUUGUCAAGUUUAGUGGAUCAACUAAAUCUGUUGGACGCUUCAUCAGCACCAAAGCUGUGGGCUCAGAUAAGAGACACGACAUCACACACCAGUACAAGUAUCCAGAAGGCUCAAAGGAGGAGAGGCAGGUGUAUGAGAAGGCACAACACCACAACAAGGUCCAGCAGCGAGGAGAAGAGCCGGGGCUGCGUCUCAAGAUCAAACUGGCUAAUAACAUGAUUGUGGGAUCAGACUUUGAGGUGCACGCUGUCCUCACUAACAACUGCCUGGAAGCAAAGAUCUGCACCUUCCUGUUCUUCGCCAAAGCUGGUGGCUACAACGGAAGAAAAGGAGAGAGCUGCGGAUAUACAUCGGACAAAGUGGAGGUGCCCUCUGGAGAAGAAAGGCACCUGUCCCUAAAACUGGAGUAUGACCGUUAUGGAUCAGUGAUCAGCCCCGACAGGUUGAUCCAGCUGUCAGCCAUCACCAUCGACAAGCAGAUUAUACAUUACCACAAGGUUGAGAAGACCAUUGUGCUGGACGAGCCAGAGAUAGAGGUCAAGCUGGUGGGAGAAGCCACGGUGAACCAGUUAGUGACAGCAGAGCUGAGCAUGUUGAACCCUUUACCAGAGCCGGUGCAGGACUGCAGCUUCACUGUAGAGGGGGUCGGCCUCACUGACGGCAAACCCAUAACAGCGAGGAUUGGAACUGUGGGCCCCUUACAGGACGCUAAGGCCAGCGUUGAGUUCAGUCCCACGAGUGCCGGCUCCAACGUGCUGUUGGUGAACUUUGAUAGUGACAAACUGAAAAACAUCAAUAGUUUCAUUAAUGUUGUUGUGAAGGAAUAAGCAGCUGCCAAAGUCUAAUUGAUUAAUUGGACAAUAGUCAGUGAGAUUACAGGACUGAGACUAUAUAAUUGUUAAUCUACUCAUCCAUAUGUUGUACUAGAACAUACCAUACUAUUAUAGGACACACCAUCAAAAUAUUUUCCAGAGUAAUUUCAUCACGUAACACACGAUGAUCCAUUUCCAGUUACUGAGAAACAAAUUGACCACCAUUUAAAUGUAUCAAUAAAGCCACUGCUACUAAAGUAGAGCAUUUGUAUGUUGAAGGGAGCAGUGCUUCCUCACCUCUUUUUAGGAAACAUUUUGUCAUUGAUGAUGAAGAAAAAAAUCAAAUAAGCUGACUACGAAUAUAAAUUUGCCAAAUAUAAAUCUUGGUGGUAUUUGUUGUCUUGUGGUGUGUUUGUGUAGCUGCAUACAGAGUGAAAAUAAACUCUCAGCGGAAAGACAUUGUCAUCUCGUACAUAUACCUCAUAGUAUUUUAUAUAAUAGGUAGAGUGGUCUUCUCUGGUAUCAUGUCUUCAAUAAAACCCUGACUGGAAAUG
Molecule: messenger RNA, 2662 nt
Organism: Cyclopterus lumpus (lumpfish)
Lineage: Eukaryota; Metazoa; Chordata; Actinopteri; Perciformes; Cyclopteridae
Product: protein-glutamine gamma-glutamyltransferase 2-like
Exons: 15
Coding region: 78-2123 (681 amino acids)
Biological process (GO): peptide cross-linking
Molecular function (GO): protein-glutamine gamma-glutamyltransferase activity
Source: RefSeq, a predicted model, not a curated record